Molecule: messenger RNA, 1717 nt
Organism: Pecten maximus
Lineage: Eukaryota; Metazoa; Mollusca; Bivalvia; Pectinida; Pectinidae
Product: outer dense fiber protein 3-like
Exons: 1
Coding region: 403-1155 (250 amino acids)
Cellular component (GO): cytoskeleton
Source: RefSeq, a predicted model, not a curated record
GAAAAGUACAGAAUGGCUGAUAGACGGACUAUAGAAAUUGGUAAGGCACCGCGCCAACAUUCAUUUGUCAGACUGCUAACGGUUGGCGAUUAAUUAUGUAUAGAGUCCAUGUAUAUAUCGAACUUUCCAAGUGUGGAGCGUUCUAGUGUGUUCCUUACCUAGGAUACCGGCUUUGAGUGUCAAACAUCAGACAUUAUGGUCUAAACACACGACAAGGAGCUAACACAACCGACACUUAUAUUUCUCGUCAAGGAAUCAUCUUCACUAAGAUAUUGAAGAAGUAUUUUUUGUGAUUUGGAAAAGAUACGUAAGAAAUAUGAACUGAAUUUCGUGUUUUUGAAAAAUAGAACUGUGAAUUGGAGUACAUUACGGCAAUAGUGUAGGAAGAAAAACGUUAGCAAAAUGGUGUACAAUUAUACGAAACCUCGGGCCCCUAUAGCGGCCAUGUACAGUAGCCCCGGGCCCUGUUACGGCCUCCCGGGAAUCAUUGGUGGAAAAGGUCAUGACCCUCGGAGUGUCCAUCAUAAAGGGUCAUCUUAUUCGUUCGGAACACGUCACGGAAAGUUCACGGAUGACUGUAGUCCUGGCCCCUGUUACUUCCUCACCAAGUACUACCGUGACGGUAAGGACGGAACUCCACACUACUCCGUGUACGGUCGCCAGAGGGAACUCACCACCUUCAAUGUCCCCGGACCUGGGGCAUACAGCCCUGAACAUGUUGGACCUCAAGCCCACUUCCGUCCUGCUGCGUACAGCUUCGGUGCCCGACAUCGGAACCGAAGGACGGAUAACGUGCCCGCUCCUAACCACUACUCUCUCCCACCUAUGACUGGUAAAACCGUACAGAGCAGCAAGACACAGGCACCAAUAUAUUCCAUGAAGUCUCGCCAAAACAGGGGCCACUUUAGCGAAGACCUUGCCGGGGCUCCCGGGCCCGGAACUUACAAAACAACCACACCUGGUACGUACAAAAACAAGGCUCCGAUGUAUAGUAUGACCGCGCGCAAUGCCAUGCCCGGAGAUAGUACACAGAAACCCGGCCCAGGGGCUCACUCCCCGGAGACGGUCAGAAUCAACAAAAGGGCAGCUCCUAACUACAGCUUCGGGAUUCACCACUCCCCGUACAUCGCGCCACUCAUCGUUGAUGCGGAGUAGACCCGGGGUGGUUACUGUUUUUCGAGACUUUGUUAGUGAUAUUGCUGAACAUUCAUCCAGAAUCGGGUGUGUUCGAUGUAUAUUGUGUACUUCGUCAUCAGUUCGUGUCGUAGGAAAAAUCUUUGAAAUCCGAGAUGGUAUCCAUGGAAAUAUAUCGUGGACAUUCUCCUUGGAAACACACGUUGCAUACAAUAGGGGACUCGAGAAUCGGACAUCGUCAUGUCAUAGCGAUAUAACUAGUGCCUUGUAAAAGACUGAAAUGGUUUAAUCGGUUUUUACUUUUUUUUGGUCUGAAACAUACCAGAGUCUUCACUACGAGUCUUUCUGAAAACAGGAUGUGUACAUGUUACCGUAUUUUGUAGGGAUAUUUGCCGGUGAGUUAUGUCCAAUUACGAUGGUCAAAACUGACCGAUGUGAUAUCGUGUCCAGUUAGUUUAACGUCUGCUCACGACACGGAAUAAAUAUAUAUGAUGAUUUGUAUUUAAUUUAUAGGUGUAUGUAAUCCAGUUAUGUGCCCAGUUUUUCUUUUCUGUGCACAAUAAAUUGCUCAAUGUCAAUCACA